GAUAUGAAGUGACUGGCAACACAGCAUUUCAAAGAGCUUUUUAAAAAAAAUCUAAGAUGUCGUUAUCCAAGUACACAUCAACACCAGAGACCACUAACAUGGCUCGGCUGGCAAGGCUCAUACUGGGACCCUGUACUGAUGUGUUACGUGAUAUUCUUAAAACGGAAAUUCCCCCGUCUGAUUUAUCCAAGAAAGUCAAACAAUGGACUGAUGAUCUCAAGAAAAACAAAAAACGGAACCCGCUUAUUCCAUCACAAAAUGACACCAUUUUUCCCUCACCGACGAAUCAGUAUGGAGGAAACUAUUCAGACCUGGAUAUAUCUUUACUGUAUACAAUUCUAAGAAAUGUCAGUAAAAUACCUCCACAUUCUAAGGGUUGGGGCGAGACUCCAGACCACGCCGAUAGAAGUGUCGCCGCAAACAUCGAACGAAUUCGUCUUCUUAGGAACAAAUUCUACGGCCAUUCUGCCGAUAUAUCGCUCUCUGACUCAGAAUUCAGGCAGGAAUGGCGAAUCAUCUGGGAUAUCAUUGUUGAGUUAGAGCGACAUCUAGGGACGUCUACUGUCUACCAAGAGUCUGUGAAAAAAGUAAAAACAUGUUCCAUGGACCCAGAACUUGAACAUAGAUACAUUAACCGACUUGGAGCUGUUGAUGGACUACAUUCAUCUGUUUCUAAAUUUUCAGAGAAGUUGAGUGACAUGAAAAAGAAACUAAGUUUGCGCAUCGAUCCAAAACUUGAAAAAGCAAUAGGUAUGUUUAUGUCCUGAUGUUUCAAAAAAUUUGAAAAUCAUCAACACUUCUAAUUGCAUCAUCAAAACAUAUUUAACUAUGUA
Messenger RNA from Saccostrea cuccullata (small rock oyster), 833 nucleotides. Its product is annotated as E3 ubiquitin-protein ligase DZIP3-like. The transcript has 3 exons. The coding region runs from base 57 to 767 and encodes 236 amino acids. NCBI's taxonomy places the organism in Eukaryota, Metazoa, Mollusca, Bivalvia, Ostreida, Ostreidae. The record is from RefSeq and is a predicted model, not a curated record.